Salvelinus sp. IW2-2015 is the source of this 3284-nucleotide messenger RNA. NCBI's taxonomy places the organism in Eukaryota, Metazoa, Chordata, Actinopteri, Salmoniformes, Salmonidae. The record is from RefSeq and is a predicted model, not a curated record.
ACCCCUUUCUAAGUCACCUGAUUCAUAGGCUACACUGCCAUUUUACACAUGAAGUUUGAGUGAAAAAAAAGAAUAAUCGACUACCUAACAAAAAACCAUUUGUAAAAAGAUUAAAUGCAAUCAGAAUAAACCAUAUGGAGCACGUCAAUUAAAGGAUAUGGAAAAACGAGGAGGAGUCACUGCUACAAGACCUCGACACGAACAGAGGGGGGCUUGAGAGAAAAUACAUUAAUAUGCUAUUUUGUAACGUCUUCAAAAUUAGUCUAGCCCCAAUCAUAACCAGAGAGAACGUCGCGUGAUCACCAACCGAGGAUUGGUAGGCUAACUAAUCAAUGAUUGUUGCUCUCCUGAUGCUCAAUUGUAUUCAUGCAGGCUACUGUUGCGGCUGUACACUCUAACCGGCAUCACCAUUGGAAAGCUAUUACGCGGAUAUAUUGUAGCAUCGCGACCUCCGAACGAAUCAUUCUGAGCUGAUAUUGGUGUGGGUCGUUCAGGUUAGGUUUUUGUAUUUUAUAUUUGUGAGGACAUCGGAUUGCCAUUUCGUUUACUGAAUGUAGCCGUCAAUUCUAUUUGGCCGCCGUAUGAAUUCUCCCAUCGGAUUCGCGUCAGUGUACGUUUUUGUUUUCAGACGGGCAGUUUGUUUAGAGGGCACCCUCACUAUCAUAACUAAAGACAAUUUGAUUUCUGAUUCCCCAAUUACUGCUUUUGGAAUAUGUCUGGACAGUCUAUCACGGAUCGGAUCGCUGCGGCUCAGCACAGCAUGACAGGAUCCGCUAUAAGCAAAGCCGUCUGCAAGGCCACGACGCAUGAAGUCAGCGGACCCAAGAAGAAACACCUUGACUACCUGAUCCACUGCACCAACGAGCUGAACGUGAGUGUCCCCCACCUGGCUGACACGUUGUUUGAGAGGACGGCCAACAACAGCUGGGUUGUGGUGUUCAAGGCCCUCGUCACCACGCACCACCUCAUGAUGUACGGCAACGAGCGAUUAAUCCAGUAUCUGGCGUCCAGAAACACACUUUUUAACCUGAACAACUUCUUGGAUAAGGGAGCAUUACAAGGUUAUGACAUGUCAACGUUCAUCAGACGCUACAGCAGGUACCUGAAUGAGAAGGCCAUGUCCUACAGACUGGUGGCUGUGGACUUCACCAAGAUGAAGAGAGGGGUCGACGGUGUGAUGCGCACCAUGACUGUUGAGAAGCUGAUCAAGACUCUGCCUAUCAUUCAGAAUCAGCUGGAUGCACUGCUGGACUUUCAGGCUAACUCUAACGAACUGACCAAUGGCGUCAUCAACAGCGCCUUCAUGCUGCUCUUCAAAGACUCCAUCCGCCUCUUUGCCGCGUACAACGAAGGAGUCAUCAACAUGCUGGAGAAAUAUUUUGAUAUGAAGAAGAACCAAUGCAAAGACGCCCUGGAGAUUUAUAAGACGUUUCUGAACAGAAUGACCAAGCUGUCAGAGUUUCUCAAAGUUGCAGAGCAAGUUGGAAUUGAUCAGGGUGACAUCCCAGAUCUCACACAGGUCAGUGGUGCAUUUCAUCUCAAUAUCUCCCAUGUAGGUCCAUUCUGAACGCUCCCAUUCCCUACUCACCCUACAGGCUUCCAACCGCCCCCUCCUUUUCUACCUGAUUUUUACCUCCCUCUCUCUGAGCUCUAGGGUAGAGAGGGCCUACUUCCAAAAAUGGGUUCCUAAUAUGUGAACCUUGGAUUCUGCUGCGCCAUAUUUCGUUUCCUAAUUCUGGAGAUUGUGCAAAACAUAGUCUUCCCUGGUCUUAGGUCUUUCGGCAGAUUUUAGGUAGACCGAUCCUUUACGUCUUUACUUAGACUUGUGAGUCUUUUGUAUAGUUGAAUCACGGUUUUUCGAAAGUUAACCCACAAAAUAAGAAAUGUUCUGUUGCUUUGAUUUUGAAAUGGCGCUGAAAAGUCCGGCACCUCUUCAGCCUCUGUCCUACCAAACACGGGCGUAUGGGGCUUGUGUGAGGCCCAUAUAAGCCUUUUGUACAUCAAGGGAUGACAUCUCUUGAUAGAAUAGCUUAGAGGAAUCAAGCUCUUGAUUUCUCUCACAGUUUAACUUUGCGUUGCCUCAAAAUGAACACGAUUGUAUAUCUUUUUCCGGGAAACACAUCCCAUCGAAAUAGCUGUGGGGAGAGCAGCGAAUGGUUUCUACCAAAUAGGUUUCUGCAAAUAUUACUUGAAUGUUAUACAUAAUGCAAUCCUAAGCACUUGCGUAACAUCUGAUGUGACACUACAAACACUGGUUGAAGCUUUCUUCAAUGACACUAAUGGUGUUUCCCUCCACGUGGGGCAAAAUGAACAUGAGCAAAUGCUUCUGUCAAUUAUGUCAUGUUUGCGGUGCUUAUGAAGACCUUAUGUAUCCCUGUUCAACUAAAUAGUAACCCAUGUCUUUACUGAGCUGUAGAUUUUUUUGUUCUGUUAUUUGAAACUUUUAGUAUAUUCUAGAUUUCUCAGAAGAAGGAUACCCAGAAUUCUCAUUAUUCUCUCUUAUUCCCCCAAAAUAAGUAUAUGAAAAUUCUUAUUUUUUGCAAGUUACUGCAUGUGUUAAGAUUGCAUUCUGUAAUGAAAAGCAAAUGUUGCGCUGAAACAUGGGUAUCACAUGUGGGGAAAUGAAUUCACUGAUCCUUGGUUUAUUUAACCAUCAUUUUGUAUGUCUUUAUAAAAUACACCGUUCAUUUCCCAAGCGUGUGUACCUCAUUUUCAUCAGACGCUUUGCCUUUCUGUGAGUUAACUCGUUCGGCUUCCAAACCUUUUCGAACUAGUCACUAAAGCUAAUGACAUAAUUUGACUGUCUGCUAAUAGAAUUUCUCCUCUAACCUGUAAAAUACAUUUAUGAAAUUUGAUAUUCAUGAAUGAAUGGUUCCCCAAAUGAUUAUAGGAAACGGAAUCCAUUGGUUAACUCACAAUUUAUGGACUGGGAUGUGUGUGUGUGUGAGAGCAUUUAUACACACCUGUGAAUGGGCUUCUAAGCUCCUUUCCGUAUGCCAACAGACGAUGUGAUGUGUUCUGAACCCCACAGGAGCCGACACACUGUACAAACGACCUCCCAGGCCUGUGUACUUGCUUGCAUGAGAGAGGACUGAUCUGUGCAUGUCUGGCUUGGAGCCAAACCUAAUUAUACCAGAUGUAUUGUCCUACGUAAAAUACCUGCAAAUAUGGAGACUAGACUGAACAUGAAUACGCUUAGGACAAUGUGCCACUUGGCCGCUGUGUUUGUGUGUGUGCGCGGGCGCGUGUGUCUGUGCGCGGGCGUGUGUGUCUGUGUGCCUGUA